Molecule: messenger RNA, 2330 nt
Organism: Suillus subalutaceus
Lineage: Eukaryota; Fungi; Basidiomycota; Agaricomycetes; Boletales; Suillaceae
Exons: 8
Coding region: 363-1889 (508 amino acids)
Source: RefSeq, a predicted model, not a curated record
UUGACAUCUAGGCAGUCCAUUCGAAACUGAGACAUGGACUGAUAAAGCUCGUACUUAUAGCGCCGCUAUGAGCCGCACGCCGGCACUACCGUUCUUCAUCAAUUACUCCUCAACGUUCUGUUCCUUGUGCACCCCUUGCCUUGUCAUGAUCUUUUUUGCUGAACGUUGAUCAAAUAUACUCCUACCAACUUGGUAUGCCUCGUCUCACGCGUGGUUCACAUUUCAUAUAUAUUGCAUUCCGAUCAACCGCGCCACAGCUCUUUUGUCUCCCUUAGAAAUAUUAAAUUAUGGAGGUUUCACCGCGAAUGCGCGGCCUUAUUUAAAGCCAGGCGUCAACGCGCGCUCGAGAAUACAUCGUCCCAAUGAACGCCCCUCAUUAUCCAGAGCCGACAUGGAUGCGCAUAUCUGGUCGCAAAACUCCAUUCUAUACUAGGCCAUUGCUAGGAUCUGAGUUGUUUGAUGACCGAACCAGUGUUCUAUUUGACGGUAUGACCGAUGCAUGUGUCGGCUUUAUAUUUCAGAGCUUAUAUGCUGCGGACGAAGUGAAACAACGCGCCCGCAAUGCCUUCGCUAGGCUUCGGUUUUCGUGUCCUAUCAUCGCAACCAAUAUAGUGGGCGAUGUUUCAGGUCCUAUCCCGAGAUCAUGGGUAUAUGCGCCUGUGCAAAGCCUAUCGGAGCUCACGUGCUGGAUGAAUGAUGCCUUUUGCGCCGUGCAACAAGAUCUGAACGUUACCGCUUUCGUCGAAGAUAUCAGUCAACGUCGGCUCCCUUAUCGGCCCAAGAACGCAAGUCCCCUCUGGUUUCGUUGCUAUCUUCUCUUGGGCGACAAUAACAAACACGGCCUCUAUUUUCAUGGCCCACAUGCCGUCAUGGACGGUGGCCCGACACUCAAUGCCUUUGCGCUCAUGCUUCAAUGGAUGACGAACGACGCUACCGAACCUGCAGAGAAUUUACCCUGGGGGACAGAAUGGCAUAAUCUACCCCUCGGCCCUGUUAGUGCCACGGGCGGUCCUCGUGAAGAUUGGGAUAUCGCAGGUAUCGAGCUCCUGAAGCAACUACCAGACUCCGGAGCAGUUCGUACAAUACCUUUGGCUUCACAUCCGUUUCGGAUAUCACAAAGUGCCGUCGGAAAGACAUGCAGACUGGAGCGAGUCCUCGACCCGACAUUAACGCGUAGGCUAGUCAACAAAACACGGAUAGUCGGUUGCUCGAUGUCCCAUUUAUUUGAGGCUGCAUAUUGCAUGGUACUGCUCGCUCGCAACCAACUUCCACCAUCCAUAUGGCAUGCCUACCACUUUGAAGGCAACUCCUCUGCCAUCUCGCUGAUUCCACACCUCAAACUACCCUACGAUACGAAGACGCACUUCAUAUCUUCCCGCGCGCAUAUACUGGUCCAAAUUUCAAUGGCUGAAAUAUCACCCAUACUCGAGCCCAGAAGGCAGCUCCUGCAAAUUGCCAAGGCCAUAGAGCAAAGAUACACUAGGUUUGCUACGCAUCCCUGUAUGCCCCACGUCCAGGCUGCAAGGGCAUAUCAACCAGAUGCCCUGUCGGAAAGAUCAGAUAUCGAGAGUUCCGUCAAUAACGUUGGCUCCAUCGAGCGGCGACUACCGUUGUCAUGGAAAGGAGCGCACGGCGCUGAGCCGGUAAUUGAGCUGGAGUCUGUGUUGUUUUCAGUCAGGCUUACGUCUUUAGCUCCAAUAAUCCACAUAUGGAGCAUGAAGGGCAGUCUACAUGUUCAGGUUCAAGCAAAUGACGCCUGGCCAAAGGCAGACCUACAGGACCUUCUAGACGCUAUCUGCUCCCGAGCAUGCCUGGUUCUUGAAGACUUUUCCCAGAAUCCCCCAGGCCGUCCUUCUGACCCGCCCCUGAGAGAACGAAGCAGACUUUAACGUCGGAAAGUCUUUCCUAUUUUGCUUUUAUGUGAUCUUACUGCAUGCGCUUCAAGUAUUCUUGCUGCGAAUCGCUUCCUGAUACCAUUUGCAAACUCACCAAACCUUCUUCGGUUGAACUUUUGGAGCGCUCUUCACAUGCUCUGUUUGGGUCAGGGAGUCAGCCGAAAAGGGCGUGGAAUAUACGGUUGAAGCUUUUAAGGGUCGAAGUUCCAACAGCAAACGAGGAUACAUACAAUUGCCAGACAAUAGGUUUGUUAAUGCAUGAAGACGCUGAAUACUCUAGCAUAAGUACCACUAGUACUGCUUAGUCCUACAGAGGCCCUCCCAAGAGUACUAGUUCUCAGAAGCAAAGUUUCGAACUAAAACUCACACGAUCAAGGCGUAUGAUGUGAGAUCCAGUUCGAAACUCUGACAAUGCUCCAUUCAAGAUGACAGCUA